Molecule: messenger RNA, 2061 nt
Organism: Olea europaea var. sylvestris
Lineage: Eukaryota; Viridiplantae; Streptophyta; Magnoliopsida; Lamiales; Oleaceae
Product: squalene synthase-like
Exons: 14
Coding region: 135-1415 (426 amino acids)
Biological process (GO): lipid biosynthetic process; farnesyl diphosphate metabolic process
Cellular component (GO): endoplasmic reticulum membrane
Molecular function (GO): squalene synthase [NAD(P)H] activity
Source: RefSeq, a predicted model, not a curated record
UGAAACAAUGUUUUGCAUCUAUAUAAUGAAUAGCAGGGUCAAAAGCAUUCUAAGUUACAGCUUUUAUGCCAAAUACUUAACAGUGUUACGGUAUAUAUCCAGUUGUAAGGAGACUAAGUCGUUGACAGUAGCUAAUGAGUACCUUGAACUUUUUACAGGGGAGCUUCCCGUCGAGUGCCACCCCUAGAUUUGUGGCACCGGGGGUCUCAUACUUCUCGAGCUCCCUCAGAAUGGUUCCAGCCUUGUCCCAUAAAAACCCAGAAGUAAUAGUAGUCAACUGGGAGAAAUCUAGAAAUCCUCAACAUGAAUUCGGCAGGAUGGCAGAGAUUAAUAUGGUGGUGAGACAUGCAGAGAGGCAAAUACCUCCGGUGCCUCACUGGAGAUUUUGUUACAUGACUUUACGCAACAAUUUCAAUCUGGGCGCUUUAAUCCUUCAUCAAUUUGAUAUAGAUCUUCGUAAUGCUGUAUGUGUUCUCUAUUUGUCCCUUUACGCUCUUGACCACAUCGAGGAUGAUACAAGCAUUUCUGCCGAGGUUAAAGUACCUACCCUGAUGGCUUUUCACCGUCUCAUAUAUGAUCAAGAUUUGCAGUUUGCACGUGGUACAAAGAACUACAGAGUUCUCCUAAACAACUUCUAUCAUGUUUCCACUGCUUUUAUGGAUCUUGGGCUCAGUUACCAGGAGGUUAUUGAGGAUACUACCAAGAAGAUGGGUGCUGGAAUGUCAAAAUUUAUUUGCAAGGAGAUAGAAACAAUUGAUGAUUAUGAUGAAUACUGCCACUAUGUAUCUGGACUUGUUGGAUUAGGGUUGUCGAAGCUAUUCCAUGCUUCUGGAAUAGAAGAUUUGCCUCCUGGUACUUUCUUCCACACAUCAUUUGUAUUUGGUCAGAAAGCAGAUAUUAUCCAAGACUAUUUGGAGGAUAUCAAUAUGACACCGAAACCACGAAGGUUUUGGCCUCGACAAAUUUGGAACAAGUAUACUGUUAGACUUGAGGACUUCAAAUAUGAGAAGAACUCCAUCCAGGCAUUACACUGCCUGAAUGACAUGGUCACAAAUGCGUUGCUACAUGCUGAAGAUUGCCUAAAGGACAUUUCUGCUGUGCAAGAUCCAGUUAUCCUUCGGAGUAUUGCAGGAGUACAGGUUACAACUAUUUGGAUAUUAGCUUGGUGCUACAACAACAUUCAAGUCUUUAGAGGCGUUGAGACAUUGACGCGUGGUCUUAUUCCUGUAGUUGUUGACGGGACCAAAACAAUCUCGAAUUUCUAUCGGCAUUUUUAUAAAUCCACUUGCAUACUGAAAUCUAAGAUUGAUGACAGUGACCCCAAUGCUAACAAAACGAGGGACAGAGUAGAAUCAAUCUUGAAAACUUUAGAGGGACUCCAGAAUUUUAAAACGGAAGUACAUAAUCAGGAGUGAUCCCAGAAACAAUUCCACUAGAUUCUUCUAAUCUUCAUCAUACUGGAAACUACUCUGCCUGCCAUGACCUCUAUAAAACAAUAUGCAAAUUUUUCUCAACAGAUUUUUGUCCUGUCUGAAUAUGAGAUUUUAUGUAGAAAAUAAAAUGGAAACAUCUUCGUUGAGUAUCUCGAAAAAGCAAAAGAAAUACAUGUCAAAGUUUGCAAAUGCCUCUACACUUUUGUUUGUACAUUUUCUCUUGAAAUUGAAGGGUGUUAUUAACUGACAAAUAUUUCUCAUAAUUCUAUCUAGUACUGAAGUAGUUUCACCUUAAUUUCCUCAGUUGAAUCAGGGAUCAGAACAGAAUUGAUAACUGCUGUACAGACGAUUUUCUGUCACCUUUUGCUGAUACUCUGUCGUUCUUGCAGGUUUAGUUUCAAAAGAAACACCUUCUUAUCAGCGAAUCACUAGAAUUAAAUCAUUCUUAUGUUCACAUAAUUAUAAUAUAGUGUCCAAGUGAAUUUGCAAACUCUUAUAUGAUGCUUAAGUCACCAUAAGCCCAGAGCUCGUAAUUUGUAUUUUUAUUAUUAUUACUUUUAAUCCCGGUUUGUAUUUUAUGUUAUAAAUAAAAGUUUUCACAAUUAGUCCAUUCUAUUUAACUUUGUCA